Molecule: messenger RNA, 1017 nt
Organism: Kuraishia capsulata CBS 1993
Lineage: Eukaryota; Fungi; Ascomycota; Pichiomycetes; Pichiales; Pichiaceae
Exons: 1
Coding region: 1-1017 (338 amino acids)
Source: RefSeq, a predicted model, not a curated record
AUGAUCUCUCUCACCAAAGGUGCUUUCACAGUUGUUGAAAAGGAAGGUGUGAAAGUUGCAGAAGUUAAGAAGUCUGACGAUGUUGCACUGGAGUGCACACUGCAAGAUCUGACGGUUGAACAACCAGCAACCCUUGAAAAAGUGCUUGCAAAGUUAGAAAAGUAUGGUGGUUGUAUUGUCAAGAACUACCUACCUCUAGAAACAGUUGAUCGCAUCCUUGCAGAUGUAGAAGAAUACAUCGACCAAGACAAGGAUUUCGAAGGGACUUUCUUGCCUCGUCAAACUCGUACCGUCCCUGGUAUGUGUAAGAAGUCUGCGGUUACUACUGAGGAGUUUGUGUGCCACCCUUUGAACUUGGCAGUCAGUGAUGCCUUGUUGGGUAAAGAGAACUGUUUUUGGAUUGGAGAUGAGGUCGUCACUGGAUAUUCGGCGCCGCAACAUAACUCGUGCAUAACAUUCAAGAUUGGACCUGGAGCCCCAGAUCAAGUUUUGCACAGAGAUGAUAUGUUACAUCAUAACAUCAGGAAGCACAUGGAUGUUUACGAGUACGGAACAGAGACGGCUUUGGGCUCGGUAUUGGCGUUAUCAAAUACAUCGAAAGCGAACGGAGCCACUAGAUUUGUGCCAGGAUCACAUCUAUGGUCUCAUAUGAGAAAACCAACGGCUUCAGAAGCAGUAUACGCUGAGAUGUCAAAAGGUGAUUGUUUCUUUAUGUUGGCAUCAUGCUAUCAUGGAGGAUCUGCUAACACCACAGAGGACGAAUACAGAACCCAAGUCAUCCUUUUCAUGACUCAAGGGAUCUUAAGACAGGAGGAAAACAUCAUGGUUGGUACUCCAGUUGAGUACUUUAAGUCAUUAUCAGUGACUGCCUUGAAAACUUUGGGAUUGAGUCUGAGUUAUCCUUUCUUGGGGAUGGUAGAUGGUUAUGAUGGACUUCGCACGUUCAAGCCAGAACACUAUGAGAAGAGAAAGAAUGACGAUCCUUACACCUCUGUAUAUCCUGGUGUCCUUGUCUAG